Trichoplax adhaerens is the source of this 1138-nucleotide messenger RNA. RefSeq lists its product as uncharacterized. Lineage: Eukaryota; Metazoa; Placozoa; Uniplacotomia; Trichoplacea; Trichoplacidae. Gene Ontology annotation, cellular component: lysosome; extracellular region. The coding region runs from base 1 to 813 and encodes 270 amino acids. Gene Ontology annotation, molecular function: calcium ion binding. The record is from RefSeq and is a predicted model, not a curated record. The transcript is spliced from 4 exons. Gene Ontology annotation, biological process: cell-matrix adhesion.
AUGAUGAUGCGUCAAUUGCUUACUUUAACCGCACUUUUUGCUUUAUCGUCGGCUUGUUGCCUUCCUAGGCAAUACUCAGUUUUGCUUGCUAGUGGUACUUUUAAUAAAUAUUCCUCAUCGAUAUCGCAAUACGGCGCAAUUAAUAAGGUUUAUUAUGACCAGUGCAAUCAAAGAAUUCGAUACAAUAAUCCAACAGCGGGAUUUUCGUUUAUCACUGAUUAUGGAAGCAACGAAUAUCAUUCUAUCCGUAAUGGCACAUGCACUACAUUUAAAUUAAGAGGCAGUCUGAAAAGGACUUGUACACCAAGCUCUUUUCACUACAUGAAAACACUGAAUUUUGGUGCCGGUGCCCUUCCUUUUGAUAUUUUAUCUUACAAGAGAUUUGGUUCUACAUAUAGUUCUGGUGCUUCCUAUUUCAUAUCGAAUCCUGGUUGUAUUCCUAUUUCCUAUUCUGGCUUUUACAAGAGCAAAACCCGUAGUUCACUCCACGGCGUAGUUUGGCUAAAUUUCACUAUUGGCAUCUCUGAUUUGAGCGUCUUCAACGCUCCUAAAUUUUGUAGAAGUACAAGAACUUUAAAAUCAAUGGAGAACUUCGAUAUAUGGGAUUUCAUUGCAAAAGAUUUUGGCCAAGAAACUAAAAAUCCAGAAGAAAUGUUUAACACCAUGCACAAAGAAACUGAACAGGAAGAACGCAAGCCUGAAAAUAAAGUAGAAAUCAAACCAGAACGGAACGAUGACUUUGAUGGUAAGAAAUUCCUUCGCGAAAAUUUUGGUUUGGGAGACUUCGAUUUUGAGGAUAGCGACGACGAAUGAACAUCGUGCCAGUGGAAAGCUCGAUUUUGAUUUAAAUUAAGAGUAGAAAAUAGUACGUUGCUAAAAUUACACUGCUAUAUGGUGAAUUUUACUUUAAGAUUUCAUUCCGUUUUCGAUGGUUUAAUUACUGGUCUAUACCAAAUAAUCACCUAGUCAUAGCGUAUAUACUCGUAAUAAUAGGAAAGUUUAAUUAUCUAAUCUAGUCUCUAUGUUAAUCAUUUCAUGUCUGUUAAUACUAUAUGAUACUACAUUAACUAUAUCAGGCUAGUAAUUAAAGUAUUCCAAUCAUUAAACUUCAUCAAUAAAGCAGAUAUUUUUAAAAGCG